Molecule: messenger RNA, 423 nt
Organism: Nothoprocta perdicaria
Lineage: Eukaryota; Metazoa; Chordata; Aves; Tinamiformes; Tinamidae
Gene: ATP5MF
Product: ATP synthase membrane subunit f
Exons: 4
Coding region: 12-281 (89 amino acids)
Biological process (GO): proton motive force-driven mitochondrial ATP synthesis
Molecular function (GO): proton-transporting ATP synthase activity, rotational mechanism
Source: RefSeq, a predicted model, not a curated record
GGAGCAGCAAGAUGGCGCAGCCGCCGGCUCCCCUCAAGGACGCCAAGCUGAUGGACGUGAAGCUGGGCCAGCUGCCCUCCUGGCUGGCCAUGAGGGACUUCACCCCCGGCGGCAUCGUCAGGGCCGUGCGCAGAGGUUACGACAGGUAUUUCAAUAAAUACAUCGAUGUGAAGAAAGGGGGUGUUGGUGGUAUCGCRAUGGUGCUUGCUGGUUACGUUGUCAUCAGCUACAUCUGGAGCUAUGACCACAUAAAGCAUGACCGUCACAGGAAGUACCACUGAAGCACGGAUUUCAGAAAGAGAAGGGGCAGUCCUUGAACAGACUGGGCUGCUGGAGCAGCUGUCAGACAUCAGAAUUACUCAUCUUGAAACCUGGACUGCUGUUAUGACCAAUAAUAAAGUGUUUGCACUUCAUACUUUCUGA